AUGUAUAUAUUGAGAAGAAAUGGCCAACGAUUUGCUCUUACUCCAAGAGGCUCACUUCCUUCUGGAGAUUAUUAUCACAGAGCUACUCUAGACUCUGAUGGGGUUUUUCGUCAAUAUUACUUCCUCAAGAAUCCCACCUCCAAUACAACUUGGAAAGUUAUAUGGUUCGUGCCAGAUAACAUAUGUGCGGAUAUAAAUGAUGCUUCGAACACUGGAGCUUGUGGGUUUAACAACGUUUGCAGUUUUGAUGGUAACCAGCCAAACUGUGAAUGCCCAAAGGGUUUCUCAUUGGUUGAUCCAAAUAAUCCAAGUGGUGAUUGCAAGCCUGAUUUCACUCCAACAUGUGAUGAAGUUGACUCCAAUAAUGGGCGAGGCAUGUUUGAUUUCAUCGAGCUCCAAAAUAUUGAUUGGCCAUUUUCAGACUAUGUGCACAUGAACCCAAGUAAUGAAAACACCUGUAAAAGUUCCUGCUUGGAAGAUUGUUUCUGUGCUGUUGCAAUAUAUAGGGACACCCAAUGUUGGAAGAAGAAGCUUCCACUUUCUAACGGGAGGAAGGUUGCUUCAGCUAAUGUGAGGGCGUUCGUGAAAUACCAGAUUGGUGAUCAUCCUCUUCAAAACUCUACUCGGCUUCCGGGAGAAAAUAAAGAUCGAAAAAAUCUGAUAGUUGUAGGAUCCGCUCUCUUAGGUACUUCUGUAUUUGUUAUCUUUGUAUUGAUUGGUGUGAUUUGUGUCGGUUUCUUUGUAAUAUACAAGAAGAAGCCAAGAAAUUCGUAUCCAAUUAGGAAAGCUGUUGAAAGCAAUCUACCUCGUUUUACGUAUCAAGAAUUAGUUGAAGCUACUGAUGGGUUCAAGGAUGAACUGGGAAAGGGGGCGUUCGGGAUAGUCUAUAAAGGUGUGAUAGGGAAAAAGACUGUCGCUGUGAAGAAGUUGAAUACAGUGGUUCAUAAUGGUGAAAAGGAAUUCAAAACCGAGGUUGACACCAUUGCAAAAACUCAUCAUAAAAAUUUGGUGCAGCUUCUUGGUUAUUGUGAUGAUGGUGAGCAGCGCCUAUUGGUUUAUGAGUACAUGAGCAAUGGCACUUUGGCAAUGUUCCUUUUCGGGGACGCAAGACCUACAUGGAGACAGAGGAGUUAUAUUGCUGUUGGGAUUGCUAAGGGACUCGCAUACCUUCAUGAAGAGUGUAGCACCCAGAUCAUUCACUGUGACAUAAAGCCUCAGAAUAUACUUCUUGAUGACUACUUCAAUGCUAAGAUUUCUGACUUUGGAUUGGCGAAGCUGUUGAUGAUGAAUCAAAGUCAUACAAACACUGGAAUAAGAGGAACAAAAGGUUAUGUUGCUCCUGAAUGGUUUAGGAACACUCCUGUCACAGUAAAGGUUGAUGUGUACAGCUUUGGUGUGUUGCUGCUAGAGAUCAUUUCAUGCCGAAAGAGCUUGGUUUACGAGAGUGGUGAGAAAGGGGUGGCGGUUUUAACUGAUCUUGCCUGGGAUUGCUAUCAAGAAGGUCGACUGGAUACAUUUGUUGAGAACGAUCUGGAAGCAUUUGAUGACUACAAGAAACUUGCAACUUUUGUCAUGGUUGGCCUUUGGUGUGUACAAGAGAACUCAUCCUUGAGGCCAACCAUGAGGAAGGUGAUCCAGAUGCUUGAAGGAGGAAUUGAGGUGGCAGAACCUCCAUGUCCAUGCUCUGUCUCUGUUACCAAUUACUGA
Lactuca saligna is the source of this 1707-nucleotide messenger RNA. The record is from the annotation of a GenBank genome assembly. Lineage: Eukaryota; Viridiplantae; Streptophyta; Magnoliopsida; Asterales; Asteraceae.